AUGCAAGAGGAGACCGCAGACGACACAUCGGACCUCGGUGUCGCAUCGUCUUCGGACGAAGAAGGACGGCAGAGCGAUGAAGAUAACGUGGAACAACUAGACACAAGGAAGCAUACCAGAGCCCUUAUGAAAGAGGAAAUGGAUGCCACAUUAGGAGAAGCUGAUGAGGAAAAAGAUGAGACACCAAUGGAGGUAAAGAAGAGGUCGAAUGUGAAAAAGAAAAAGAAACGUAGAAGGCCAACUUUCGGGGUGGUGGAUAACCCUGACAAAGCUUUUCUGGACCUCUCUGCUUCCGGUCAUCUUGGUUAUAUCCCCAGGUCCUUCCAAGAUAUAGACGGCGAGACCUUACGUUUUACUUGGGGUUUACCCGUCGCGUUGUGGGGAAGGAUUGAUAUUACGGGAAUUGCUAAAGAAGCCGCACGCGGUUUGAAGCUUCACGCAGUCCCUCAGAUAUCACGGUGCUUUGUGGAAUCAGAUGCGAACGGGGUCACCGUUGUAACGGAGGGAUCAAACAUUUGCGCGAUCAUAGAGAAAGGACAGGGACUCAUAGAUUUCAACCGGCUAUUGACAAAUGACAUGCAUGGUAUUCUCGAAAGGUAUGGUGUGGAAGCUCUCCGUCAGUCACUAAUACAGGAGCUACGCGCUGUCUUCAAAGCAAAUGGAAUCCCUGUCGACAUUCGCCAUCUCUCCCUGAUAGCAGAUUACAUGACGAACGAAGGGUCAUAUCGUGGGUUUAACAGGCAAUCAAUGAACAGCACGCCAAGCCCUUUCCAGAAAAUGACUUUUGAGACGAGCAUUAAGUUUCUAACGGAGAGUGCCCUCAACGGGACGUACGAUGACAUGAAGAGUCCGAGUGCGGCAGUUGCGAUGGGUCAAGUCUAUGAGGGCGGUACGGGAAGUUUCGAAUUGAUGGAGCGGUUACGAUAAUCUACGGAGUAAAAAUUCCUUGAAUGGUGUCUACUCUUGCAAA
Messenger RNA from Chondrus crispus (carragheen), 970 nucleotides. RefSeq lists its product as hypothetical. The transcript has 2 exons. Gene Ontology annotation, biological process: DNA-templated transcription. Gene Ontology annotation, cellular component: RNA polymerase I complex. The record is from RefSeq and is a predicted model, not a curated record. Gene Ontology annotation, molecular function: DNA binding; DNA-directed RNA polymerase activity. The coding region runs from base 1 to 927 and encodes 308 amino acids. Lineage: Eukaryota; Rhodophyta; Florideophyceae; Gigartinales; Gigartinaceae.